AAAUAAAAGUAGUUACGAAGCGGCUCAGUCAACAUUAUAAAAAAAAAGGAAAAACAACAAGCUGCAGUCAGAGUGGUUUAAAGCUGCUCUCUGUUCCAGGGUUAACUCCGACUCCUGCAAAUGUCCUGCAGAUCUGUUUACAGUCUUUCAGUCCUGAGCGUGUGAAGCGCUGAAGUCCUGCUCUGGACCAGUUUAUAACAAGUGCGGAGGAACUGCUGGAUUUAUUCUCGGGCCUGCUCUAAGGUACAGGCUCCCAUCGCCAGGAGGCAGCAUGGCGGAUGCUCAAGGGCACUCCAGCGUUCCAAACGGUGGCGCAGAUGAUCCAGAACCAGAAGAAGGAAGAGGCAGUGAAGGAGACUCGACCUCAGCUACAGAGGAUCCGAUACGUCCUGAUUCGGAAUCGAGCCCACAGCAAGAGCAGCCAACUGCAGAGGAGGAAGAGGAGGAAGAGGACACGGACAGCAUGGACGGCAGCCUUAUGUACUCUUUUGUGGAGGAGGGAAAGGAGAAAGACAGCGAGGGCGGCGGGCGAAGAGAGCGCGCAAAGAAAGACGCGAGCGGAAGAGUAGGGCGGAAGCGGAACCGACCCAUGUCGCGCCACUCCUCCAGCUCGGACGACGAUGACGACGACGACGACGACGAUGAUGAUGAUGAUGAUGAUGAUGAUGAUGACAGAGAAGAUGAAGAGGAGAAUGAAAAGGAAGAAGAGGAAGAUAUGGAGGCGUGGCUUGGGGCAGAGGUAAAGGAAAUGGGCGGGCUUAAGUGGCGCGCGGUGCCGUCUCUGCGGGCGCGGGAGAUUGGGAAGAACUCGGCGCAGUUCGUGCGGAGCGUGUGCGGCUCUCGAGGCCUGGUGCAGCGUCUGGAGCUGCAGGCUCGGCUGGAGCGGCACAGCGGCUGCGUCAACACGCUCCACUUUAACCCCUCUGGGACACGCCUCGCCUCGGGCAGCGAUGACCUGCGUGUGGUCAUCUGGGACUGGGCGAGACGCCGCGCCGAGCUCGAGUUCGACAGCGGACACAAGAGCAACGUCUUUCAGGCGAAGUUUCUCCCUCACAGCGGAGACUCCACACUGGCCAUGUGUGCUCGCGAUGGGCAGGUCAGAAUAGCCGAGCUGUCCGCCACACAGCGCUGCAAAAACACAAAACGAGUGGCUCAGCACAAAGGCGCUGCACACAAGCUGGCUCUGGAGCCUGAUUCGCCCUGCUGUUUCCUUUCCACUGGAGAAGACGCCGUUGUGUUCGGAAUUGACCUGCGGAUCGAUCGACCUGCCAACAAACUCGUGGUGGUGAAGGAAAGCGACAAGAAGGUGGGUUUGUACACCAUCUAUGUGAAUCCGGCCAACACACAUCACUUCGCCGUCGGAGGAAGAGAUCAGUACCUAAGGAUCUACGAUCAGAGGAAGAUCAAUGAAAACGACAACAACGGUGUUCUGAAGAAGUUCUGUCCAUCUCACCUUGUGUCCAGUGAAUCCAAAACAAGCAUCACCUGCUUAGUGUACAGCCAUGACGGCUCAGAGCUGCUUGCAAGUUAUAACGAUGAGGACAUUUAUCUUUUCGACUCGAGCCAUAGCGACGGUGCCGAUUAUCGCCGGAGAUACAAAGGACAUCGUAACAAUGCUACAGUGAAGGGUGUGAACUUCUAUGGGCCGUGCAGCGAGUUUGUAGUUAGCGGAAGCGACUGUGGACACAUUUACCUGUGGGACAAACACUCGGCCCGUGUGGUGCAGUUCAUGGAGGGCGACAGAGGCGGAGUGGUGAAUUGUUUAGAGCCACACCCUCACCUGCCCGGUCUGGCCACCAGCGGCUUGGAUCACGAUGUUAAACUUUGGGCUCCGACUGCAGAGAACCCCACCAACCUGAAAGGCCUCAAAGAGGUGAUGAAGAAGAACAAGCGUGAGCGUGACGAGGACAGCGCCCGGCACGGUGAGCAGUACGACACGCAGCUCCUCUGGUUCCUGAUGAGACACAUGAGGAACCGCAGAUCUCUUCGAACUCAGAGCCGACACGGAGAAGGUGGAGACGGAGACACAGACACCGAAUUUUGGAGUUCUCCAGAAUCCUCUGAUGAUGAGGACGGAGGCCCUGACCACGUCCAGUGCAUGUCCUCCUGAGCCAGCCCCCCUUCGCCCUACACACACACACACACACACACACACACACACACACACACACAUACACAUACACACACACACAUACCUGCCCAUUGCCAUAUGUAUUUAAGCACAUACACAGUCCUUAUGCACUGACACACACUGCGAGUACAACGCCAGCAAAACACACACAGAGUGAGGGAAAAUGAAAUGUGUUCUCUCACACACACACACACACACACACGAUAACUGCAGGCAAGAAUGUGAGGAAAAAAUGAUUUUUUUUGUAUGUUUCUAUACUCUGAUCAACAUAUACACAUUUUCAGCAGAUUUCAGCCCAUUUACACAAACACACACACACACACACACACACACAUACAGUGUUCCCGUAGAAGCAGCUUCACUUUACACACUGGAGCAGCAGUCGAGGGCGAUGACAGCUUCUUGCGCUCCCUUCUUUCUCUUUUCCGGACAGCGUGGACCCCAGCAGAGGGCAAUUCAGCGAUGAUGACGUUUGAGCUCGAGCUUCUUCAGGCCCCUCUGUUUUUCCCAGGAGAGCCUCCGUGGAUCUCGAGCGUCUCCGAGCUCAGAACCGCCGUCUCAGCGUCCUGUCUUUUCCUGGAGUUUCUUUUUUUCUUUCUCUUCUGAGGACAGACAUGAGCAAGCGUUUAACAGGUGCCCUGUGGACUCCUUGGGCUCGAUCCCAAAUGGCUCGCUGUUGGACACUUGGAGUGUAGAAGCCAUGUUUAGACCCUAAGUAGUGCACUAACCGAAUCCCUCAACAAUACUGUCACAGUUCCUACUCCCUAUAUAGUGCACUGUGUAGUCAGGAUUACGUCUCGAAUCGAUAAUAUAGUGCACUACGCUUUGUAGGGCACUUGCUUUUAUCUAGUGAACUGAUUCAGAACUACCGGACACACACGUAUACCCUAUAUAGUGCACUGUGUAGGGCAUGUAUGUAGCUAGUAUUGGAUUUCAAAUGGUUAGCGUAGUGCACUACUUAGGGUGUGAAAGCAUACAGUGUGGUGUUUUUUUUUUUUUUGUUUUUUUUUCCCCUAACAGGUUCCUGAGCUGUAUCCCAAAUGUCGUUUGUAGAGCACUUAUUUUUAGCGUUAAUGAGACAACGUGAUGGUUUUUACAUUCGGGACACAUGUGCACUAACUACAAAGAGCCCUUUGUUCACGCCCUACGUAGGGUGAAGUUGUCGUUAUCGGACGCGUCUCUUUACACCCUACCUAGUCCACUUAUGAAGCCAGUAACUGGAUCUGUAGUGCACUAAGUAGGGUACGGUGGCAUUAUUAUUUCCCGCUCUGUGUAAUGCACUACUCACGGUGACUAAGUAGUGUGGUUAUUUCAAUUCUAUACCUUAUGUAGCAUCCUUGAGCCAUAUAAGGGGAGCGAGGAAGACACUUCGAUAACACUGAAGUGCACUACAUAGGGCUGAGGAACGUGUGAACUAGAGAUCCAUUUGGAGAUGAACCCAUUUCUCAGCGGGACAAAGUGGGCCGGCCUCGUCCCAAACCAUCCUCCGUCUUGUUCCCCUUCCCCCUUGCUUGCUGAGUGCACUUUAAUCAGGGAUCUGUUCGUUUUUCGAGUCUCUAAAAGACGAGUGUGCACUUAAAAGGCUUGCAGAUUUUUUUUCUUCUUCCUCUUCUUUCUUUCUUUCACGUCACCCUAACUAGGAAUUAAAGCUUUGAAGAUUUUUGGUACUUAGAUACAUAUUUUGCACUCGGAAUGGAAAAAAAUCUGGACGUGAGCUCCUCUUAAAAAAAGAAAAAUAAAAUAAUAAUAAUAAUAAAAAAAAACCCACCCCUUUGUAUUAAACCCCGCCUCCUCCUCCUUCUCCUCCUCCUUUUCGAGGUGUGCAUGCGAGGAAAGAUUGUAGCGCAGCAGGAUGAUCUAUUUGGGACGGAACCGCUCAGCUUUGUUUAAAAAGUACCAGAAGUUGUUUCACGGCUGAUCACACGCUAACAGUACCCUGUUAGCCCCGCCCCCUAGGUCAGGGUUGGCUCUUGGACGUAGCGAGUCAUCUACGUUGCCCCAGUAAGCGCUAGCUCGAUUGACGUAACCAUGGAAACGAGGUUUUAACGCUAGAGGGGGCUCGAUCGGCGACGUGGUUCAGUCGUGAAGGAUGUAAUAAAUAAAGCGAUAAUUUCCUUCUGUCAUUUGCUACUUUAACCAGCGCUACUUUUCUGAGAAAGGGAGAGAAAUCCGACGAUGCUUUUGAUUUAUUUUCUAAUUCUAACAGUGGAUUUAGAAGAGCCUCGUGAUCUGCAUGCGCCCGUCUCGCCCCAGAGGGCUGCGUACUAAAUAGUGGACUUUUUUUUUUUUUCCCUUUUCAAUAGAGUGCUAUUUGGGACGCAGCCAGUCGGCCCGCUUUAGGAGGGAGGGGAGGGGAGGGUUUGGGGGCGGUCCUACGUGUUUUUGUUUUUUGUUUUUUUUUUCCUUUUCACCAGGGGACUGAAACGUUUUUGCUUUUUUGUAUGGGGAGGGGGGAGAAAAAUAAGUUAAUUGACUUUAUAUGUACAUAUGAAUAUAUAAUUACAUAAAUAUAAAUAUAUAUAUUAAAAAAUAAAAAAAAACAACACUGUAAAGCACUCCACUUCCACCAUCAUUUGAUUCAGAGAUUUAUAUUGUAUACGGAAACGGAUUAAAAAUGUAUUUUUUUUUGUCCUCCUCUGAUUGAACCCCUGAAGUCAUAAACAUCACUUUAUUUUUAUUUUUUAUUUUUUCCCCCCUUUUUCUGAUAGCUCCCCUAAUGUUAAGAGCAUUAGUUACAAAUUUAACUUUUUUCUGCGUCUUUUUUUUGUCCUUCUCUGAUUGAUUGAAGCCCAUUGAUUAAAAAUCAUAACGAUCACUUUUUAUAAUUUUUUUUUUUCUUUUCUUUCUUUUUUUUUAACAUUACUUAGAAUUUUUUUUCCUGUGUCUUUUUUUUUUUUUUUUUGGAAUUAGGCCCCACCUUCCACCACCACAGCUUUGUUGCUUAAUAUUGCUUUUAAAACAAAUUUUUUUCCCUUUAUUUUCUUUUGCUCUUUUUUGUUUGUUUGUUUUUCCUGGAAUUUUUGAUUGCUGCCUAAAUAACUGUUAUUGGUUCAGUUUGAGAAAACGUGUACAACUUGUGCAGUUAAAUGAGAAAAAAAAAGAAGAAAAAAAAGAGAAAAGGCUGUUUAUGAA
Hemibagrus wyckioides is the source of this 5263-nucleotide messenger RNA. RefSeq names its product DDB1 and CUL4 associated factor 8 (gene dcaf8). Gene Ontology annotation, molecular function: protein binding. The transcript is spliced from 13 exons. The record is from RefSeq and is a predicted model, not a curated record. Gene Ontology annotation, cellular component: cytoplasm; Cul4-RING E3 ubiquitin ligase complex. Bases 272 to 2110 code for a protein of 612 amino acids. Lineage: Eukaryota; Metazoa; Chordata; Actinopteri; Siluriformes; Bagridae.